CUACAAAGUGAAAGAACGUCAGCGAAUCAAAUUUCAGAUACUUUAGCCACGCUUUGUUAAAAGCCAAUAGAAAUAUCCCGCGGUGAAUAGGAAACGCCCAUCAAUAGCAUUUUGAUUGAUUUCCGGUGUCUGAGAGAUUACUUAGCUAGCCAGCUACCCAAACAAUUGCGGUGGACCUUUUUUUGUUUUGACCAAGUGUGAUUGUAACAACGUCGUUAAAACGCACAGUUUGAAAUUGUUCACAUAAAUGGGCGAUUUUUGAACUGGUACUUGUCUGCAUUUUCGGAAUUCCCCUCCAGGGAAGGUAAGCUGGCAACUGGAUAGUAUCUUGCAGCUAAUGUUAGCUAGCUAGUUAGCUUACAAGUUAGCAGAACUGGUUGGUUUGAUACAUUUGUGUUGUCAGUAAUAUUGUCAUUAGUUUAUCGAGUCGUAAAGUGUAACUUUCAUUAUGGGUAAUAUGCAAUGCUAGAUUACAUCGCCUAUCACUAUGUGUGCUGGAUUUGUUAUUGCAAACCUGGCGUCCAGAUGCAUUAGUUAUAGCUAACAAACUCCUGACUGUCUGAACGUAUCUUGGUAACAGUCUACAGUAACUAGCUAGCUAUAUAUAGCUAACUAUGAGUUGAAAGUCAUUUAGCAGAAUUGGUUGUUGUUAGUAUAGAAACACGUGAACCAACACGAAUGCAAUGUCAACCUUGCUAGUUUUCAAGCUAGUUGGCAUAGUAGUUUGCUAUGUAGAGAUCUUAGCCAGCAAACGUUAGUUAAUUAAGCUGUCAACAACUGCUGUAGCCAAAUGCCCUUUGGUAAUAUACGAAUAAAAUAAUGAAUCUAGCUAGGGUAACACUCAACCUCCAUGUAUAACAACCAUUAUCACCAGUUCAAGUUUGUAAUGUCAGGAUUAUUUCCUGGUGGGUUUAAAGUGCUUGGCCUGGCAGACUGUAAAUUAGGCCUGUUUGACAUCACCAUGACAUGAAUGAGGCACAUCUCUCUGAGCAGCAGCAGCAGCAGCAGCAUGGUCAGCAGAUCAGAGAGCCAGCAGCUGUCAUUGAGGUCAGGUUGCCCCAUUGUGUGUGUGUGUGUGCGCACGCUGAACAGAGGGCCUCAUCAGCCAUUUGUUGUCAAUUUUAUCCCCAGUGACGCCAGCGGAUGGCACAGGCAACACUUGUCGUGGGACCGAUAUAGACGGACAAGUUGAACCUCCAUGAGUAAUGAACCUGAACCCAUUCUGGAGCAUGUCUACCAAUACUGGUCGUAAGGUAAGGGAGCGCUCUUCCUCUUCUGCACCGAAAGCCAAGUUCUCUCAAGUUCACCCAACACACAACCGAGAAGGGAGACAAAAAAACAGGAUCUUCAAAAGUUCCCAAAGAGACCCCCACACACUGAAAGUAAGCCUAGUGUGGUCUAAAUGUCUCCCUAACAUUUUCCUGCGAAGAUGGCAUGACUUCCUUGAAGCUUUGUCAUUUUACUCCUGUUACCACCUGUCUUUAGUUUGAGAGAAAUCUUGGAGGACCGGAAUUGUGGCAUUGGAAUGUCUAACUUGGGGUGUGUGGUGUCCUCUAACACAUUAGGUCUACUCAUGUCUUUUCGAUAACUCUUUGCCGGUGACACGUCUUUUCAAUCAAUUCCUGAAAGAGGGCUGUUUCAGUGUCGCCUUUUACUGCCUGGUGCUCUGUAGGGCUGUGACGAUACCAGCAUUGCAAAAUGAAAACACGAAGCUAACACUUUGGUCCUUAAAUAACCUGCUGUAUGUAAAAUAUUGUGUGCUAUAGCUUGGGGAAAAUUAUUUGACUAGAUGACAACAUAAUGAUUGUUUCCAACAUUAUGGCUGUUUUCCUAAAGAAGUUAAAUCCGCUUCGUGUUUUGUUUCCUUGCCACUAUACUAAUGAGUAUCGCGAUACUGGUAUCGUUCCACACCUAGUGCUCUGGAAGUUGCAGCUAUAGUCAGACAUGUGACUUGUCACAACACAUGCAUGGUUGUUGCAGGAGGAGCCUGUUGCUCCUGGGAAAUCCACUUGAAUGUAGGUGUUAAACUGUAGUUUGAUGAGAGCAAUGGUGAACUUCUCAAAUGUGCAGUGCAUUUGUUUUAGAUUUGCUAAUUGCUAGGAUCUGGUUGGUUGAAAAGCUCUUGUGCUGUGCAUCUGCUGUUUGUUAUUGCCAUUCAGUCUGUUACCUACCUCAACGACUACUGCGAGAAAGGGAGGCACCGACUUCCAGUUUAGCAUUCAGGCGUCACAUUGGAAAAGUAGCUCUGCCCAUAGUAAAUAGGUGUGAAUACUCUCUGCCUUGUCAGAUGACCGGUUCACUCAUUGCUCUGUGCCUCCUAAAAACAUUAAUAAUUCUACAAUGUGUUUUGCUUUAUCGCACUCGCUGUGCGCUACCUGAAUUCUUUCCAUAGUUGCGUUAGUCGCAGAGGGACAGGCCUUGAGGGUUUGUUGCUGAUGCGUUCCUUAACUUACUGGCAUCCCUCCUGCUGUGAACUAGCCCAUUCUCCUCCCCUGUGCUUCCCACAAAGCUGUCAUUGGCAGGAUAUGAUGCGGCCUGUAUUUAGGGAUGCUCUCUGGGUGCUCUCUCGCCUCCCGUGGAAUGAGGAAACUGAUGCCAGACGAGACGAUCUCUGAAACCUGAGGUCGUCACCUUAUGCCUAUCGCCCAGGGCUCUACGUGCUCCCACUGCUGUCUGUGUUGCCUUGUAGUUCGACAACAGAGGUAGCCUCUGUCUAGGCACAUAGAUGUAACUAACAUAGACUUGCUUGAAAUUGCAUUGUCUGCAUUGUCUACCUGUGUCUUGUGAUUCCACAACAUAUGGUGAAUAGAUGUUUGACUCAGUGUUUUUAAUCUAGGCAUACUCCCCCCCCCCCCCCCCCCCCCCCCCCUUGGAAUAAUCAAUGCUACCAGUUUGUACUUCCUAGACAUGAGUUGUUAAAUUCCUUUUGUUCACUCUCUUCUGGUGAGCAGAGAUCUGACGGUGAGGAACAGAGUGGACAGCAGAGUGGAGAGCAGCAGCAAAGAGCCAGUCCAGCCCGGCCUAGCUUUGGGAAGAAGCAGCUUCCCUCCAUCCCUAAGAAUGCAGUCCCCAUCACCAAGCCUGCCUCUCCUGCCGCCACGGCCCAGUUGGCCAAUGGCACACACGCCUCCUACGGUCCAUUCUACCUGGAGUACUCACUGCUGGCUGAGUUGUAAGUACUGGCCACAGAUCAGACUUUAUUUUGGGUAGUGGAUGUAUUACAUACACUGGCUCUGUCUGAAUACCUUUAAAAUGCACCCUCCCUCCUUUUAUAGAGGUAAUCACUUAUCUGUAUGCGACUGGAUAAGUAAAGGUAAGAUUUGUUUUAAUCAAUCCAAACAUGUCAGAUCAUUGAUCAGCCUACCUGGAAGGAAGCAAGAAGGCUGCAUCUUCAAUGUAUUUGAACAGAGGCCACUAUGUUAUGUAGUCCAUUUAGAGAAGCUGUUGACUAAAACACACUGUUAAUUUCCAUAUCAAUUUUCUGCUGCAUUGAUUUAAUUCCAUGUUACUCUUUGUGACCCACAGCACGCUAGUGAUCAAGCAAAAACUGCCUGGAAUCUAUGUGCAGCCAUCCUACAAAUCAGCAUUGAGUAAGAGCCUAAUCUGUUCUCCUGUUUGUCUACAUAAUCUAUACAUAACCUAUACAAAAUGAAAACAAAGGGAUCCUGAGAUGUAAUCUUUUUUUCCAGUGUGGUUCGGGGUCAUUUUCAUAAGACAUGGCUUGUACCAGGAUGGAGUCUUCAAGUUCACUGUGUAUAUUCCAGAUAACUAUCCUGAUGGUGAAUGUCCUGUGAGUACUUUAGUGGACCUGCUGUAACACUACGACACAGCUGUUUACACAAAAUAAAGCCAUUUAUUUGGUACAUUACAAAACUUAAUUUGUUCAGCAUCUCCUGCUUUUGUGCCAAAGGCUGAGACUGAUUGGUUUAGUGACUAUCAUAUGGUGGUACAUUGAAAUGCUGUGUUUAGGUAUUUAUGCAGUAUUCUAACCAGUACUAUGUUCUCUCCUGUACCACCAUUUAGAGAGUGGUGUUUGAUAUCCCAGUCUUCCACCCGCUAGUGGACCCUGUUUCAGGAGAGCUUGAUGUCAGGCGAGCCUUCACCAAGUGGAGGUCAGUACAUGGCUUCUAUGCCUAGAUCAUUCAAUCCAAAUGAAUGAGGAAGAUUUGGAAGUGGUGUUUGUCAGGUACAUGUGGCUUGAUAUUUUUCCAUUAGUGUAAUGUCUGCUCCGCCAUGUACUAGCCACUACCACACAACCUACACAUCCCCAUGAUGGGCUAAAUGCAGUUACUACCUUUUGAUCUAUGAUAAUGUUACAGUAUCAUGUUGUGAUUCAUAUCUGUUCACUCAGGAUGUUGUAGUGUGAAGUCCUGGUGGUAAAUAGUGAUUCAGUGCUGUCCCUGAGAGGUGUACUGUGUGGGGCUCUCUGUAGUGUGCCUUAGUUAUAACUGGCAUGCGUCACAUGAAGGCCCAGUGUUUACUGUGACUGCUGUUCCAGCUCUGUUCCUCGUGGCCUGUUUGUUCAGCUGGACAGUGACACAGCCUUGAGCGGUUUACUCUUCUCUUAAACCUCAGUCUCUAUCAGCUGGAGGUGGAUUUAUAGGGCCUCCGCUCAGCACUGUACCUUUUAAUGAAUGGGGAUAGUUGUCCAUGACAUUCUCACUGGAAACCUGUCUGUCAUUAUGGUGUAUAUGGCUCACUGGUUGUGCAUUACUGGUGUUUGAACAGUGUUACUGUUGGGCAUUUCACUAGUCUGAGAUGAACCUAUGCCCCAUGGAUUGCCUUUGUGAUAUUUCUGGAUUUACUGUAACUGUAGUUGUAUUUGGUUUGCCAUUAUGUUGAGAGAAUCAUAAUGUCUCCCCUCUCCCUGUGGACAUGAAGGCGUAAUCACAACCACAUAUGGCAGGUCUUGAUGUACGCACGCACAGUGUUCUACAAGAUCAACACCAUGGAACCACUCAACCCAGAAGCUGCUGUUCUGUAAGUCUCAACCUAGUUCCCUUUCUCCUCACACCCUUCUUCCUUCUCUUCCUCCUGUACAGGGUCACGCGUACGCAUGUGGUCUGGGUCAGUUUAUAUAGGUGAACAAGCGUGCUCCUAUUGUGUACCGUAAAACUUCAAUUAAUAGCGCAGACGUUUAUUUGCUUCAAUCACUGAACAUAACUGGUACUUAUUCGAGACGGGCUUCUAUUUGAGCCAGGUGUGUAUUUCCUUAAUGCACACAGCUUAUGCUCAAUAAAAUGUUGAAAAGACUACCACACUGUUAAUUGUGACCAGUAUAAACACAACAAAUCCAUCGCAGAUCAGACUUGCAAAGACCAGGCUGUCGAUCAUACACCACUGAUUUUGCGCUUCGGCACCAUGGAGCGCUUGAAUUUGACGUUUUAUGUUUGGUGGUGCCAUGGCGAGCAAUGUUUUUAAUGCACAACUGUGGGAAUAUCAGUUGUGUCCAUGGUAACCUCGUAAAGAAUUCAUUUAGACCCAUGUUAAUUUGCUGAAAUGUGUGGCGAUGCCCGGCUAUUAAAAGGGACAGGCGGCUAUUUGAGACUCUCUGUUUAAUUGAAGUGUUACGGUAUUCUGUUAUAAGUCAGUUUCAUUUUAAUUCCCUGAGUUUAUGACUUAGAUUGUGGCCAGGUGGGGGUAAUUAUCACUCCACACUGUAGUGACUGGCAAAUUGCUUGUAUAAUCACACUGUUUAAGGUACGACAAGGAUGUUCAGUUGUUCAAAAGCAAGGUGGUAGAAAGCGUCAAACUAUGCAACAGUCACCUCUUCGACCAGCCCAAGAUGGACGAUCCUUAUGCAAUAAGGUUGGUAGUAGGAAAUGCUCCUCAUUCCUGGAAUUCCAUUUAUCAUUCUCAUAGCUCACGAACAGUCUGUACAUUGUCUUUUUAAAAAUUGAUGUCAAUAAGAAACCUUAUGCAGCAUAUGAAAGGAGAUGCAAUAAAUGGUUGUUGUGAACUUGGUUUCUCUUGUGUUUUUUUUUUGCUGCUUUUUCCAGUUUCUCUUCAUGGAACCCAGCGGUCCACGAUGAGGCGAAGGAACGGAUGUUCACACAUAAAGUUAGUUUUUCCUAAACCCCAGAAGUGUGCUUUUCAGAGUUAUGUAAAAGGACACAAAGCUCUGAGUUGGGUUCCUGCUGAGCUCACUCUCCCAAAAGGGGCUUGUUUUACCUGAAUGAGAGCCAGCAGGGCUAUGAUUGGUCAAGCUGUCUGAGCUGGCAUUUGUUUCCAUGGUGCUAGCUGACCAGUGUGGUAAUGUGUCUCUUUUAUUCUAGAGACGGCCUGAGGAUCACCACAAGGGCCUGCAGGUGUCAGGACUGUCUUGGGUGAAGCCCGGAUCCACACAGCCCUUCAGCAAAGACGACAACCCCCCCCUGAGCUGAGCUGAACCUGUAGCCUGCAGUCCUGGUCAGCAGCCACUAGAGAAAGAUGCAGAGCAGAAUGCCACGCCACAGACUAGCUUCAGCAGCCGUUCAGUCGUGUGAAUAGGAACUGACCCAGUUGAAUGGACUUCAUUUUACGUUGCAACACUUGCGCUCAGCUUUAAACGCAUUAUAGGCAUCUUGUGCUCAAACAGCUAUAGAACUAAAAAUGUGUAUCUUAUGUAAGUAAAUCAACAAUGACAACUGGUUGUCUUAGUAACACAGGCUUCAAUGCAAUCAGAGCUUUUUCCCUUUAUUUUCUCUGCUCUUUGCACAUGCUUGGGUUUGGUCUAGACAGAUAACCACUCAAAGCUGGUUGAAAGGCGAGAAUAAAAAUCUGCAUUAAUUAUAGGUAUACUGUAUGGGUGGGCUAUGGAUUCAUGACUGCUUGUUAAGGUGGGCUCAGGACAGUUAUUGUUAAUUAUUGGGACUUGGAAUGUUUUGAAUGACUUCAGACUGAGGAUGGACUCGAACCUUGAGUAUUCUUUUAUGUGAUUUUUUUCUAAACCUGUUUUACUGUCAAAUUAGAGCAACACUACACUUUGGGUGGGGUGGGGGCAAUUUACAAUCUUUUGGAUUGCAGUUUAGUAUCUUUAUUAUUUCUCUUUACUGUGUAAACUAUAGAGGUCAGAUGGGUAAUAUAUAUUGCAGGCAAGUAUGGUUUUAAUGAAUAUGGUAAGUUCAAUAAUCACUUCUGUAUCUUUACAUUGCUUUUAAUUUCCUUUUGAAUGUUCUAUUUACUCUUAAUGAGCUGAUUAAAGGUUUGAUGUGUAAAUAUAAAAAAUGGCUGCUGUGGGAAUGGCUGCCCUCAACAGACAUUGUUGGGUACUUGGCACUAUUUAUAUUGCUGUGAAAUGAAGUAAACACAUGCUGGGGUCUGGACUGUCGAAUUUGGCGAAACAAUGUGUGUGUGUUUCUCAUUUUACCUUUCCUAUGUGGAACCAAAACCUCAGUCAUCAGUUUGUGCUGUAAAGGCAAUGAGUUUUGAAAGCUUUUCUUUGAAAGGAAGUAAACUAAACCAUGCAUACCAA
Molecule: messenger RNA, 7453 nt
Organism: Coregonus sp. 'balchen'
Lineage: Eukaryota; Metazoa; Chordata; Actinopteri; Salmoniformes; Salmonidae
Source: the annotation of a GenBank genome assembly